Molecule: messenger RNA, 378 nt
Organism: Oldenlandia corymbosa var. corymbosa
Lineage: Eukaryota; Viridiplantae; Streptophyta; Magnoliopsida; Gentianales; Rubiaceae
Source: the annotation of a GenBank genome assembly
AUGUCCCCUUUCAAACCACAAUCUCAGUUGCCAGCCCCUGUCCCUAAACUCAAUGACAAUCUUGAUGUUAAAAAGGUCAUGCAUGGCCUAAGAAGCCUUAAUCUUAAUAAUGGUGAUGUUGUUCCUAUGGAGAUUGAUAAGAACUUGAGUGUUGACAUUGGAGUAAAUGUUAAUCCUCCUUACAUGAACACUAUUGGACUUCCUCCUGGUGGAUGUGCCGCUAUUAGGUUCACCGCUGACAAUACAUGGGUUUGGUUCAUGUAUUGCCACUUGGAGAUGCAUUCAUCAUGGGGGUUGGCAGUGGUGUUUAUUCUGAGAAAUGGCAAAGGACCACAUCAGACUUUACCCCAUCCUCCAGCAGACCUGCCUACAUGCUAA